This is a messenger RNA of Tachysurus fulvidraco (yellow catfish), 2263 nucleotides long. RefSeq names its product beta-N-acetylhexosaminidase. Gene Ontology annotation, molecular function: hexosaminidase activity. Gene Ontology annotation, biological process: carbohydrate metabolic process. The transcript has 15 exons. Bases 222 to 1967 code for a protein of 581 amino acids. NCBI's taxonomy places the organism in Eukaryota, Metazoa, Chordata, Actinopteri, Siluriformes, Bagridae. The record is from RefSeq and is a predicted model, not a curated record.
AAUAAAAUCAUCCAAAUCAGUUAGUUGUAAUACACCGCUAAAGUGGGACGCCAUAUUGAAUGACCUCCAUACAAUAAUAACACUGAGACCAAACGCGACAUUAGCUCGUUGCUAGCUCUGAAGGCUCCUCCCACUCAGAAAGAAGCAAAGAAGGAGCAGAUCAAUGUAGAACACUCUCUAUAUAUCAUUUAAGUUAAAGGAAACUACUUUCAGUGACACUAAUGAUUAGGGUUAUGGACUAUAAGACUCUCAUAAGGCUGCUGAUCGGCUGCCUGGCUGUAUUUGGAGCAGCAAGGCUGUAUUUCAGGGAAAACCCAGAAAGUGGAGUCUUCACAAGAAAAACAUUGCAUGUCUUCAGUCCAAGUCAAUUCUGGCGUAGAGAUGGUAAAGAUGAACCCACCAUGCUGCAUGUAAAUCCAAGUCUACAAAAAAAAAUUAAGAAACCAAGGAACUACAAGAAUAUCAAAAAAACAAAGCUAAGAGUACCAGGCUCAUUAAAAACCAAAGUGAGAUUGUACACAGGCCCCCUCAAUGUAGUGCACUUAGAUCUUAAAGGGGCUGCACCUAAAGUCACUUAUUUUCAGAAGCUCUUUCCACUAAUCUCCAGUCUUGGCGCUAAUGGGAUCUUGAUGGAGUAUGAGGAUAUGUUUCCUUAUGAAGGGAAGCUGGACAUACUCAGGUCACCUUUUUCAUACAGUGAGGAUGACAUAGAAGAAAUUAAGAGCCUGGCUAACCUCUACAAUCUUGAGCUCAUACCACUGGUUCAGGUGUUUGGACAUCUAGAGUUUGUGCUGAAACAUGGACAGUUUUUUGACUUGAGAGAAGUUUAUGACUUCCCAAACAGCCUGAACCCUUUGCAUCCUGAAAGCUUACAACUGAUUGAAGAAAUGCUAACUCAGGUUUUGAUGAAGCACCCUGAAACAAAAUGGUUUCAUAUUGGAGCUGAUGAGGUUUAUAGCCUUGGUGAGAGCGAGCACUCGAAAAACUGGAUGAAGCAAAAUAACAGAAGCGAAGGAAACCUCUUCCUUAACCAUGUGACAAAGGUCUGCCAUUUCUUGACUGAAUUGUGUCCUGGAAUCAAACCUAUAUUUUGGGAAGACAUGCUCAGGAAACUCGACCCCGACUUAAUCAUAGAAUCUGGUUUGCCGAGUAUAGCAUCCCCUGUGAUAUGGAAUUAUGGUGCAGAAAUUAAUUUAUCCCAGAUAGGACAACUGUUAUCUAACUACCAAAAAGCUGGAUUUCAGAAUGUGUGGUUUGCAAGUGCGUUUAAAGGAGCUUCAGGCGUUGACCAAAGAUGGACACCACUCAAUCUGCACUUACAGAAUCAUCUUUCCUGGAUUAAAGUCAUGGCCUCCAUGUCUAAAUACCCCUCCAUAAAAUUAGAUGGCAUUGCUUUAACAGGCUGGCAAAGAUAUGAGCAUCACACAGUGCUGUGUGAACUGCUUCCUGUGGCCAUUCCCUCUCUAGCCAUCUGUCUAAACACUCUAAAAUAUGGUUCAUUUAAUCGUACAGCUGAAAAUGAGGUAGAAAACCUUUUGGGCUGCAAAGUUGACCUCAAUGCUAAUAGCUGUAAUGGAAAUGCGUCAUUUCCAGGUAGUGAAGUUUAUAAAAUGGUUAAAAAAAUCCACAAUGAACUUCAGCAGUCCCUUGAAAAAAUAAACCAAAACUAUUUCGUGAGAGGAUCGUUCGGCCCUUACCAGAGAAAAUAUAACUUUGCCAAUCCACGGAAUAUUCGAUAUUUCUUGGGUACACUGACCGAUUUGAUGAAAAUGUGGGAUCCCUUCAUGGAGACAUUCAAGAAAGAGAUGAUGGCUAUUUACUUCUCAAACUCUGUGGAGGAGUGGAUGGAGGAGAACGUUAACCAACACAUGGAUAAGCUGCGUAGUUUGAAUGAAGAUGCAAAUCGCAUUAUUAAGUUCAAAGGACAAGAAAGGAGCCUCAAUCAAAUAAAUUAUUUGACUAAAUAGAUGUUAAAAAUAUCUCCUUAGGAGGCUGAAGAAAUAAAGAUAUUUUCUCUUUCCCUACAACUCUACAUUGACUUGCGGUUACCAGGAAAAUGAUUUAGGAUUUAUAUUGAAUUGAUGUGAUAUGAUACGAUGCCUUAAAACGAAAUUGUCUGUAAUUACCGUGUCAUGUUUUUUGUAUAGAAAUGUAAAAUACUUUAUAUAACAACAUUUUUUGCUAAAAUGUUGUAUAAAAAUUAAAAUGGGGUUUCCAUGAGUUCUACAAAUUGUUGCUUUAAAUAUAGAUAUAUAUGUUUUCA